ACUUUUGCUCCUCCGUCUUCAAGUUUCUAGUUUUCCAGAAUCUCAUCACAAAACACCGCCAAAAUGCCUCAAGAAGUCGCCGAUAUCAAGAAGUUCAUCGAGAUCUGCCGCCGCAAGGACGCUUCCUCUGCGCGCAUCAAGAAGAACAAGAAGGCCCAGAGCGUUAAGUUCAAGGUCCGCUGCCAGAAGAACCUCUACACCCUUGUUCUCAAGGACUCCGACAAGGCCGAGAAGUUGAAGCAGAGCCUUCCCCCCAACUUGCAGAUCACCGACGUCUCCAAGAAGAACUAAAUUGUUUGAAGCGAUAUAAAAAUGACAAAAACAGUUGGGAUGGAAACGAUGUAAAAGCGGCUGGGCGGAGUCGGAUGGAGGAGAAUUUCUUCAUGCACAUAAUGGGCGUCUCGGGAUAUCCUUGCAUUUGAUGUGCUCAGAACUACUUAUGCGCUCUAAUAGAGUUCAAAUGAACGAUUUUGAGACACAAAUCAACCUUUUCUAACUAUUGUUUUGUUGUUUGGGUGAUCACGCGAGCAGUGAAAUGCUCAAGCCUCAGGGAGAUAUAUCUUGAACUUGAUUUCUUGGCUAUGGGUUGGAACAACGGCGUUCAGAUGGUUGUCGCGAAGAUUGUGAGCUUUUCGCACGAGGUGUUUAAACUCAAAACUUCACGGAAGGUCUCUUCAGCUAACUUGGAAGACUGGAAAACGACAAACUCGUCUUGCUCUGGUGGUAAUUCGGCAUUCCAGCCUGCCCAGCAGCUUUGCGACUCUUGGCUUCUUUCAAUCUCUUGAUAGUGCUGUUGCGUCUCUGCUUUCUUUGCUGAAGGCACUAACAUUCUAGUGACAUGCCACACCUCGCCGCCCGUUAUAUCGGCAAAGCAGGGCUCACGGCUUGCUGAAUGCAGAUGUAACAGAGCAACUGCGCCGGGUUCCGAGCUCAGGAUUGGCUUGAGAAGUUCACCACACUGGCGAUUUUCCUCUGUUGCUAUCCAUUCGUAGUGGUGCUUGGCUGAGUGCCAUGAUGCCAAAAAGUAAAGCACUUGCGGCUUUGUAGCAUUGUCGGUAUAGACUAUCGUAUGGCGCCUGUUAUCCUUAGCCAAGGAGGGGUCGUGCUCAGCGAUCCAACCAUCUUGUAUCGUAAAGCAUUUUGCCAGUAUGUCUUUAAUGACAGGCAGGCUGCACUGCUCAUUGAGCUUUAGUGUGGCACAUUCGGUAACAAAGGCUGUAGACAUGACGAAGUUGUUGAAAGAUGUUUGCAAAGUCGUGGUAGUUGGUGACCUCU
Molecule: messenger RNA, 1275 nt
Organism: [Torrubiella] hemipterigena
Lineage: Eukaryota; Fungi; Ascomycota; Sordariomycetes; Hypocreales; Clavicipitaceae
Source: the annotation of a GenBank genome assembly